Symbiodinium necroappetens is the source of this 2325-nucleotide messenger RNA. The record is from the annotation of a GenBank genome assembly. Lineage: Eukaryota; Dinophyceae; Suessiales; Symbiodiniaceae.
AUGGCAGAUCGCAAGGCCUUUCCGUCAGGCAUGAAGGAUUUGGGGGAUUACCUCCACCGCCUCGGCUUCAAGUACGGGAUCUACACUGACCGAGGCUACAAGACUUGUGCGAGCCGACCCGCAUCCAUGGGCCACGAAGCAGAGGAUGGCAGGCUGUUUGGCUCUUGGGGUGUCGACUUCGUCAAAAACGAUGGCUGCGUAGUGGAGACACGAUGGCUGCCUGGCUGCAUGGAGCCGGCAGAGCUUUGCAGACUUCGCCUGCAUGGCUCUUGCACGUUGGCGGAGACUAAGGAAGGCUAUCCGGAGUCGGGAAAGUGCGACGACAAGGGAAAGCGUGCUGCCGUGCGCAAGUAUCGCUGCUUGGCCGAGUUGAAGCGCUUAAGGCUGUUGGUGGAAGCUGGGUGCUUACUCCUGUCGCCCAUGGGUGACUAUCUCACGCUUGAGGAUGCACUGGUCGUCUCAUACACACCUGAGGCGCUGAACCGGAGUGGUGCACUCCAUUUGUGGAUGGAAUCCAUGGUAUGCGCCGGUGGGACGACAAAUUGGUCAGAUAUUUGCAUCAUGGUCUGCUUAACCUUCGGCUCAAGUGGCCUUGUGGCACAGAUCUAUGUGGGUCUGUCAGAGUGUGCUUGCAUGCUCACCCUACGUUGCCGCAGCCUCGUCUUUACAGAGGAGGUGCUCCUUUCUUACCUCGGAGAAGCAGUGGAGCUGCACAAGAACGCUGAGGAUGCCCCAGGAAGGAGGCACGUGAGCGGACCAGAGGCUCCAGCGCUCCUCCGUUCAGAGCGGCGGGCAAUAGCAGUCUCAGAUCAAGGAGAGCCCAGCGGCCUGAACGAAGAACUUCUGCAGUUGGAGAGCGAGGUUAACUCCUACGAGACGUCUGCUGCAGAAGAUGCCGCUGGAGAGAGUGAUGAAGACAGCCCAAAAGUGGUGGCAUGUGCCGGAACUGUCCAAGGAGCAGUGCCGCAUGGCUUCGAGUACCCUGAGAACUACCCCAGCGAUCCAGCUUGGACCGUGAAGGACAUCUGGAACAGCAACAAGCUUGGUUUCUAUGGCCCUGGUGUGGCGAAUGCCAGAUAUGCUGCGGUCACACUCGCAGAGCAUCAGCCAAUGGGUGGCUACUACUACAUAGUGUUUGGAGACCGGCUCCCGAAUCAAACGGCAGAGAUGAAGCUUGAUCUUCCGAUGAGCGACUGCGAGUUCGGCGAUGCGGCGAAGGUCUACAUGCGGACGGGCUCACGCGCAGACUCUGAACCACGGGCCUCCGGCAACGUUACCACUACAUGGAAUGGAACGACCUGGCGGCUCUACGAGAACCCUGCAGCACCUCGUCCAGCUCCCAAAGAGGAACAAGAGGAGAGUACGAUCUUCCCAUUCAUCAAGUUUCCGUCUCUGGAUGCGGCAUCGAACUUGACGACCAAGCAUCCCGACCACACCGCGUUCGCAAACAAGACCCCGGAGGAGGCAGUUCCUCCCGACCCCUUCGUCAUCAAGAUCAAGGGCUUGUCAGCCCCUGCCACCACCACGGGAGAGGCCUCCCUCAACAACGACGUGUCCCAGAUCAAGCAGACCUUGCAGGAAGUCUGGCAAGAGAUCCAGACCUUGAAGCUCGCCGGCGGGAACAUGGAGGGUUUGUCGGACAACAUACCUUCCGGCUUCGACCCGGAGGAGGACGUGGUGAACAUCAAGGACCUGUACCUCGCUGGCCGGCUGCAUCCCAAGAAGGGGCAUUUCCAGAUCGAUGCCGAUGGAAGUUCCAGCAUCCACGAAGAUGGAGUGAAUCUGCGUCUGGAUCCAGGCACCUUCCCCUCGCCACUCAGUGGGGACAACGAUCUCUACAUGAACCUGGCGGGCUAUUCCUGCAGCAAGUUCUGGGGAACGCUGCGCAUCACCAAAGACCGUCCGGAGGGUGCCAAAGGAAUCACCUUCUUCGCCUUUCAGGACAACAAGACCGUUGCGUCGGUGCUCGUGGGCGGCAAGGUGAAGCGAGACUUCGGUUUCCAGUAUCGCUUGAACCCGAAAGCCAACAACAUGACCAUCCGCGUUCAUGACCACGGCACUCCGGACAAGGACUUCUUCGAGGUCGAGGCUUACUUGAGCUGCAAGGUGGAUUGUGGCGGGCGGGCCCUGGACACGGACAGUGGCUCAUGUGAGAGCUUGGGCCACGAUCAGGUCCGUUGCGAGUUGGCAGCGGAUCCUCACGGCCGGCCUUGUCAAUGGAACGGCGCUUCCUGCCUGAGCAUUGCCUCGGGCAGAUGCUCCCGCAACUUGGUCAUGAGAUGUGCUCUGUCUUUUUUCUACCACGUCGAACCAAAAAAGCCAUGA